GUUCCCGUGGAAAAGAUGCUUUUGCAUCAGAAGGAAAGUUUAAGACAAUCCCUGAUGAUCCUUAACCCCGAAAUACAAAAAGAUGCGACGAGAUGCUUCAAAGCGGUUCAAAGGAUAAUGGGCGAUAGACCUCGAGGUCGCGGUCCAGUUGAUGUUCUCGAGGAUAUCCGGUGGUUGCUGGAUCGUGGUAUCUUCUAUGGUGAACUGAGGGACGAAAUAUACGUUCAAAUUUGUAAACAACUUAACAAAAAUCCCAACGGGGGUAAAGUACUGACGCUGGCGGAAAUCGAGAGGGCAAAGGAGGCACCAUUUAAUCCUUCGGUGUUUGGUGAGUCCCUAGAGUUCAUAAUGGACCUCCAGAAGCAGACACACCCGGAACUUAAGGUGCCCCGUAUUCUACCUUUCCUGGCGGACGCGAUUAUCGAGUUGAAAGGUCAAUCGACCGAAGGCAUAUUUCGAGUGCCGGGCGAUGCCGAAUUUAUUACCGAACUGAAACUGAGGAUCGAGAAGAAUCGGUAUGACAUCAGCGGAAUCACCGACCCCAACGUUCCGUCAUCCUUGCUAAAACUAUGGCUACGAGAUUUGGCAGAUCCGUUGAUACCGGCCGACUUUUAUGACAGGUGCAUAAAAUUCGCGGAGGACAAGGAUAUGACGAUCGAAAUUGUUAAAAGUUUACCAGAGAUUAACAAAAGGGUCGUGACAUAUACGAUAGACUUCCUGCAGAAAUUUUAUAAUCCCGAAACGACCAUACUGACGAAAAUGAAUGUACACAAUCUGGCCAUGUGCUUUGCGCCAAACUUUUUAAGAUGUCCGUCGGACAAUUUAUCCGUCAUAUUUGAAAAUACCAAGUAUGAACAAGCGUUUGUUCGAACGUUGUUGCUAUAUUUGCGUAGCAAGGAGAUAAUCACCGAUGGAGGUGAAAAUCACGACGAUAUCAAGAUAUAG
This is a messenger RNA of Acaulospora colombiana, 945 nucleotides long. Lineage: Eukaryota; Fungi; Glomeromycota; Glomeromycetes; Diversisporales; Acaulosporaceae. The record is from the annotation of a GenBank genome assembly.